Messenger RNA from Sporisorium graminicola, 810 nucleotides. RefSeq lists its product as uncharacterized. The record is from RefSeq and is a predicted model, not a curated record. Lineage: Eukaryota; Fungi; Basidiomycota; Ustilaginomycetes; Ustilaginales; Ustilaginaceae. The transcript has a single exon. The coding region runs from base 1 to 810 and encodes 269 amino acids.
AUGCCUUCGCUCCUGCUGGAACGCGCCGACUCCAGCGGCAAAUCGCGCAUCGACCCAACGCACGACCAGCGCACCACCAUCAUCGUCGCGUGCGCGUACGCCGUCGCCAUUGUCAUCCUCUGGAAUGUACCUAUCCUCAACUACCUGCUUUACCCGUUCAAGCUGCUCACCGUCGGAUUCCACGAGUUUUCACAUGCCGCCGUGGGGCUCUGUACAGGAGCCAAGAUCGAGUCCAUCACCCUCGAGCCCAACGAGGGCGGCGCGACACGCAUGCGCGGUGGCAUUCCUUGGCUCACGCUCCCCGCCGGCUACCUCGGCUCGUCGUUCAUCGGUGCCGCCUUGAUUGCAUGCGGGUUCGACGAGCGCGCCUCCAAAGUGGCCAGCAUCGUCGUCGGCGUCUUCUUUCUGUUCACGCUCUGGUGGGCGAGGCGCGACUGGCUCACCUGGGUGCUCAUCCUCGUCAUGAUCGGUCUCUUUGUGCUCUUCUGGCUCGUAGCGGGAAGCAUCGCCUUGCGCUACUUUGUGCUCUUCAUCGGCGUCAUGAAUUGUCUCUAUUCCGUUUGGGACAUCUGCGACGAUCUCAUCUUCAGGAAGGUCAACGAAUCCGACGCCAGCGCCUUCAGCAAAGUUGUCGGCGGCGCCCCGCAGUUCUGGGGCUUCGUAUGGCUGCUCAUUUCGAUAGCCUUCUUUGGUGCAGGCAUCGUCGUCGGCAUCGUGGCGUUCAAGACGCCAGUGGCUCAGCAGCAGGCAAGCAACUUUUUGGACGUCAAUCUGAAGCGUUCGGUCAUUCUUUCCGAGUUUGGACUCUAG